Ctenopharyngodon idella (grass carp) is the source of this 6478-nucleotide messenger RNA. It is a transcript of the gene taf1, whose product is annotated as TAF1 RNA polymerase II, TATA box binding protein (TBP)-associated factor. NCBI's taxonomy places the organism in Eukaryota, Metazoa, Chordata, Actinopteri, Cypriniformes, Xenocyprididae. Gene Ontology annotation, cellular component: transcription factor TFIID complex. The transcript has 41 exons. The coding region runs from base 323 to 6271 and encodes 1982 amino acids. Gene Ontology annotation, molecular function: DNA binding; TBP-class protein binding; RNA polymerase II general transcription initiation factor binding. The record is from RefSeq and is a predicted model, not a curated record. Gene Ontology annotation, biological process: RNA polymerase II preinitiation complex assembly; DNA-templated transcription initiation; transcription by RNA polymerase II.
GAUUAGCUCCGAACACAACAAACAGAAACACACACACACACAGAGCUGCUGCUUCUACCCGCGCAUACUGCAGCAGCUAAUUCAUUGCCAAAUCCUUUUGAGUUAUUUAUAUCUACACAUUAAACAAACUAAGUUUGCAUAUACUAUUCUUGAACGCAACAUUUUUUUUUUUUUUUUUGCGCGUAUGCUUUUACGCGUUCCCUUUGGCUGGCUGCUAACAGCUAAUCGACCGGAGACAGUGAGCUCCUCCUUCGGUCAGAUUUUCAGUCGAGCCCGAGGAUCCAGAGGCCUUCGAGCCGGGUAACAGCAACAGAGGAGCAGAAUGUCGGACUCGGACAGCGAUGAGGACCAGGACCGGCCCUUCCACUUGACAGGGUUUCUGUUUGGCAACAUCAAUGAGAAUGGACAGCUGGAAGAUGACAGUGUGCUGGAUACAGAGUCAAAGAAGCACCUGGCUGGUCUGGGCUCUCUGGGUUUGGGUUCGCUCAUUACAGAGAUAACAGCCAGUGAGGAGGAAACAGCUGAGCAAGAUCAAGAUCAGAGCAACACUGAUGCAGAGGGAUGGGUAAGGAGCACAGAUGAUGCAGUUGAUUACUCGGAUAUCAGUGAAGUUGCAGAAGAUGAAACCCGCAAAUACAGACAGGCCAUGGGCAACCUGCAGCCAUCACGGAAAACAGAUGAAGAGGAUGAUUACGAUGCUGAUUGUGAGGAUGUUGAUGCCAAACUCAUGCCUCCUCCCCCUCCCCCUAGUCUGCCAGUCCCUGCCAAGAAAGAAGACACACCCACUCAGAACAGCAGUGUGACUGAUGAAGGUGAUGGUAUCAUCCUGCCUUCCAUUAUCGCUCCAUCAUCUGUGGGUGACAAAGUUGAUUUCAGCAGUUCAUCAGACAGUGAGAGUGAGAGCGAUCGACCUUCUCAGGGUUCCGGGACAGGAGGACAGGCAGGAUGUCUCACCCUCCCUCUUGCAGGCAUUAUGCAGAAAGAUGCUGCUAAAGCCCUCCCUGGAGUCACAGAGCUCUUCCCUGAGUUCAGACCUGGAAAGGUGUUGCGGUUCUUGCGGUUGUUUGGUCCCGGUAAGAACAUGCCAUCUGUAUGGCGAAGUGCUCGUAGGAAACGGAAACGAAAGCAGAGAGAGCCACAGUCAGACAUGGCUACAGGUGACAAUGAAUCGCAGCCACCUGAGCCAGGGGCUAAGAAAAAAUCAGGAUGGGACUAUGAGUAUGCACUACCUCCACCACCAGAGCAGUGUUUGUCUGAUGAUGAGAUCACCAUGAUGGCUCCAGUGGAGUCCAAGUUCCUGCAAGUAUCUGGUGAAGGUGAUAAGGUGUCUGAGGUGAGGCCAAAAGUGGCAGAGUGGCGUUAUGGUCCAGCACAGCUUUGGUAUGACAUGCUGGGAGUCCCAGAGGAUGGCAGCGGCUUUCAUUAUGGGUUUAAACUCAGAGAUGACCAACAGCAAGACUGUACUGAUGCAGCGGAAAAAACUGCAAAUCCACCAGUUUCUGAACCAGUCAUUGAGCAGGAACCACCCCAAGAAGCACAAGCUGAGCAGGGGGAUGAGGAGUCUCCGAUGCAGGAUGAGUUGUUUUUAAUGGUGACCCAGCUGCAGUGGGAGGAAGACAUCAUCUGGAAUGGAGAUGAUGUGAAACACAAGGGCACUAAAACUCAGCGUGCCAGUCUGGCCGGGUGGCUUCCUACUAGCAUGACCCGUAACGCCAAUGCUUACAAUGCUCAGCAGGGUCUAAGUCGCAGUAAUUCUCAAUUGGUACCCCCGACCCCUCCUCCUUUGACCAAAACUCCAUCCAUAACAGGUUCCAAAAGAGACAAACAUAAUCAUGAUCAUCAAGUUGCUAAUGAGGAUGACACUCCCUGGUUCUCCAUAUUCCCGAUUGAUAACGAGGAGCUUGUGUAUGGACGUUGGGAAGACAACAUAAUCUGGGAUGACCAGAGCAUGGACCGCCUCCCUUCUCCUCCCAUUCUCACCCUCAACCCUAAUGAUGAAAACAUCAUACUCGAGAUCCCAGAUGAAAAAGAGGAGAGAGCAUCUCAUUCUCCUUCCAAAGAAAACAAAAAAGAGACAGCACUGAAAAAAAGUCGCAUUCUGCUGGGAAAGACGGGCGUCAUCAAAGAUGAACCUCAACAGAAUAUGUCCCAACCGGAGAUUAAAGAUCCCUGGAAUCUGUCGAACGAUGAGUUCUACUACCCUAAACAGCAGGGGCUCAGGGGCAGCUUUGGAGGAAACAUCAUCCAGCACUCCAUUCCUGCUGUGGAGUUGAGGCAGCCAUUCUUUCCCACUCACAUGGGACCCAUGAAAUUACGGCAGUUUCAUCGACCCUCCCUGAAGAAGUACUCAUUUGGAGCACUGUCCCAGCCUGGCCCGCACCCAGCCCAGCCUCUCCUCAAACACAUCAAGAAGAAGGCUAAGAUGCGAGAGCAGGAGCGUCAAGCAUCGGGCGGAGGGGACAUGUUCUUUAUGCGCACAGCUCAGGAUCUGACAGGAAAAGAUGGAGACCUGAUUUUGGCUGAAUAUAGUGAGGAGUAUCCUCCCCUUCUCAUGCAAGUUGGCAUGGCGACCAAGAUCAAGAACUACUACAAAAGAAAACCAGGUAAAGACCCAGGAGCACCUGACUGUAAAUACGGAGAGACAGUUUACUGUCACACUUCUCCAUUCCUGGGAUCAUUGCACCCUGGACAACUACUGCAGGCCUUUGAAAAUAACUUGUUCAGAGCUCCCAUCUAUCUACAUAAGAUGCCUGAGACUGAUUUCUUGAUUAUCCGGACAAGGCAGGGCUACUUCAUCAGAGAGCUUGUGGACAUAUUUGUUGUUGGUCAGGAGUGCCCUCUCUAUGAGGUGCCAGGGCCCAACUCUAAACGAGCUAACACACACAUUCGAGAUUUCCUACAGGUGUUCAUCUAUCGUCUGUUCUGGAAGAGUAAAGAUCGUCCUCGCCGUAUACGUAUGGAGGACAUCAAGAAAGCUUUUCCCUCUCACUCUGAAAGCAGCAUCCGCAAACGCCUCAAACUCUGUGCUGACUUCAAACGCACAGGCAUGGAUUCGAACUGGUGGGUGCUGAAACCUGAUUUCCGGCUUCCAACCGAAGAGGAGAUCAGAGCAAUGGUUUCUCCAGAGCAGUGUUGUGCGUACUACAGUAUGCUGGUUGCGGAGCAGAGACUAAAGGAUGCUGGUUAUGGUGAAAAGUCUUUUUUUGCACCUGAGGAAGAGAAUGAAGAGGAAUUCCAGAUGAAGAUUGAUGAUGAGGUACGAACUGCGCCAUGGAACACAACUCGGGCGUUCAUUGCAGCCAUGAAGGGGAAGUGUCUCCUGGAGGUCACAGGGGUUGCUGACCCCACCGGCUGUGGAGAAGGUUUCUCAUAUGUUAAAGUCCCUAACAAACCUACACAGCAGAAGGAUGAUCGGGAGCCCCAGCCAGUGAAAAAGACUGUGACGGGGACUGAUGCAGAUCUGAGACGCUUGUCACUCAAAAAUGCCAAACAGUUGCUCCGCAAGUUUGGAGUUCCUGAGGAAGAGAUAAAGAAACUUUCCCGUUGGGAGGUGAUCGACGUCGUGAGGACCAUGUCUACUGAACAGGCUCGUUCAGGGGAGGGGCCUAUGAGUAAAUUUGCUCGUGGGUCUCGAUUCUCUGUAGCAGAACAUCAGGAACGUUACAAAGAGGAGUGCCAGAGGAUCUUUGACCUGCAGAACAAAGUACUGGAGUCCACAGAGGUGUUAUCAACAGACACAGACAGCAGCUCAGCAGAAGAUAGUGAUUUUGAGGAGAUGGGCAAGAACAUAGAAAACAUGUUGCAGAAUAAGAAGACCAGUUCUCAGCUCAGCAGAGAGAGAGAAGAACAGGAGAGAAAAGAGCUGCAGCGGAUGCUGAUGGGAGAGGACAAUGACAGAGAGAGGGGCCGCAAGGAACGACGCAAAGGCUCGAGCGCGCUCUCCACCAGCUCUCACAAAGAUGAUGACGCUUCUUCCGUCACUAGCCUGAACUCUUCAGCAACAGGGCGAAGGCUGAAAAUUUAUCGCACAUUCCGUGACGAGGAUGGCAAAGAGUAUGUGCGCUGUGAGACUGUACGCAAACCGGCCGUUAUAGACGCUUAUUUGCGUAUACGCACCACAAAGGAUGAUGACUUCAUUCGCAAGUUUGCGUUAUUCGAUGAACAGCACAGGGAGGAGAUGAGAAAGGAAAGGCGAAGAAUUCAGGAGCAACUGCGACGCCUUAAACGAAACCAGGAGAAAGACAAAUUUAAAGGUCCACCUGAGAAAAAGGCCAAGAAGGCCAAAGAACGACCAGACCUGAAGCUAAAGUGUGGAGCUUGUGGUGCAAUUGGCCACAUGAGAACCAAUAAAUUUUGCCCAUUGUACUAUCAAACUAAUGCCCCACCUUCUAAUCCGGUGGCCAUGACAGAGGAGCAGGAAGAGGAGCUCGAGAAGACUGUGAUCCACAAUGACAAUGAAGAACUCAUUAAAGUAGAAGGAACCAAGAUUGUGCUUGGAAAACAGCUCAUUGAGAGUGCUGAUGAAGUGCGGAGGAAAUCUCUGGUUCUGAAGUUCCCCAAGCAGCAGCUUCCUCCUAAAAAGAAGAGACGUGUGGGGACAACAGUGCACUGUGACUACCUCAAUGUAAGACGUCCUCAUAAGUCCAUCCAUCGCAGAAGGACAGACCCCAUGGUCACGCUCUCUUCAGUCCUAGAGAGCAUCAUUAAUGACAUGAGGGACCUUCCUAAUACGUACCCGUUUCACACUCCUGUGAAUGGCAAAGUGGUUAAGGAUUAUUACAAGAUCAUCACACGGCCGAUGGACCUGCAGACCUUACGUGAAAAUGUUCGCAAGCGCAUGUACCCUUCACGAGAAGAGUUCAGAGAGAGCGUUGAACUCAUCUUCAAAAAUAGUGCAACGUAUAAUGGUGCAAAGCAUCCUUUAACCCUUGUUAGUCAAGCGAUGCUGAGUCUGUGUGAUGAGAAACUGAAAGAGAAAGAGGAGCGUUUGGUUCGUUUGGAAAAAGCCAUUAAUCCUCUUCUGGACGAUGAUGAUCAGGUCGCUUUCUCCUUCAUCCUCGACAACAUUGUCACACAGAAGAUGAUGGCUGUCCCUGACUCUUGGCCCUUCCAUCAUCCUGUUAACAAGAAAUUUGUUCCUGAUUAUUAUAAAGUCAUCAUCAACCCCAUGGAUCUGGACAGUCUCCGUAAGAACAUCUCCAAACACAAGUAUCAGAACCGGGAGGUGUUUCUUUCUGAUGUUGGUCUCAUUCACACCAACAGUGUCAAGUACAACGGUCCUGAUAGUCCUUAUACCAAAACAGCUCUGGAAAUUGUGAAUGUCUGCAAGCAGACUUUAGCAGAGUAUGACGAACACUUGACUCAACUGGAGAAGGACAUCUCUACUGCUAAAGAAGCUGCUCUGGACGCUGCAGACCUUGAGAGCUUAGACCCGUUGACUCCUGGACCGUACACACCACAGCCUGAUGUGUGUGAGAACAGUGUGUCUGUGAGUUUGCAGGGAGAUUCUAGUCUGUUAGCCGAGGCUACGCUAAUCCCUCCCACCCCUGAGAAAAGAGGGGGGCAGGGUCGUCACGGCAGAGGCAGAAUGGGCGAGGAGGAGUCUGAUGUGGACAUAGAAGGAUUUGAGGAAGAUGAUGAUGGCAAACCUAAAACACCUGCUCCGGCUGAAGAGGGAGAUCUGGAUGAUGAGGACGAGGAUGAUGAUGAUGACGAUCUUCUCAUGCGGCCACAGAGGCGAAUACAUGGAGAUGAAGAGGAGGACGAGGAUGAUGAAGGCUCCAGCCGGCCACCACAGGCCAGUGUGCUUUACCAGGAUCUGUUGAUGUCAGAUGCAGAAGACGACGCCAGUGAGGAGGAAGGGGAUAAUCCAUUCUCUUCUAUCCAACUGUCAGAGAGUGGCAGUGACAGUGAUGCUGAACUGGGGCAUCAGGAGAGCACACGGAUUGGACUAGAGCAGGAUGAAAGUAUGAUGUCUUAUGAGGGGGAGGGGCCUGAUGGGGUAACACACAUGGAGGACAGCAAUGUCAGCUAUGGCAGCUACUAUGAUGGAGACAGUCAGAUGCAAAGGCAGGUGUCCAGCCCCAGGACAGGAGAGCGGGAUGGAGAGGAGGUGUACGGGAUAAGUGAAGAGGAAGAAGAGGAGGAGGAGGAGGAUGAGCGAAGGCGAGGGCCUAGUGUUCUCACACAGGCACAGCUCAGUGAUGAUGAGGAGGACAGUGAAGAAUUCAGAUCUGUUGGAGGAGACAGUGACAUGGAUUCUGACAACUAACACAUGCUUAUUCCUCUUCUGUCAUAUGUGCUGUGUGUAACUGUCCUGUUGGUCAUGAUGGUGUUGCACAUAACUGUAUAUUUCGUAGUGUUCUAAUGGUUGUUUUACAUGUUAUUUUUAUAUGACUUAUUGAGCUUUGUUUAAGUGGCUCAGGCAACGUUUGUGAUGGAGAAUGGGUGAAAUAAAUUUUUAUGUAUCUGAAAUGUA